AUGUCGGACGGAAAGCGCGCCGUUGACUCGGACAAGGUCUGGACGACCCUCAUCACCAACCUAGACUACCUCUCCGGCCUCCUCACCCUCCACCACUCCCUCCUCAAGUCCGGCUCCGCGUACCCCCUCGUCGCGCUCUACACAGACACCUUCCCGGCCGAGGGCCUCGCCGCCCUCGAGCGCCGCGGCAUCCCCGCCCAGCGCAUCGAGUACCUCCUCCCGACCGCCGGGCGCGACUACUCCAACGACCCGCGCUUCUACGACUGCUGGAGCAAGCUCACCCCCUUCAGCCUCGACCAGUACGCCCGCGUCGUCCAGCUCGACAGCGACAUGCUCGUGCUGCGCAACAUGGACGAGCUCAUGGAGCUCGAGCUCGACGACGGCGACUUCGCCGCCGAACACACCCCCGCCGAGCUCAUCGGCGCCUCGAAGCGCGUCGACGCCGAGAGCGGCUACGGCUCCGGCGAGGACGGCAACGGCAGCGAGCUCUCCGCCGCCGCCGGCAAGCGCAACCCCAGCGUGCGUGUCUUCGCGGCCGGCCACGCGUGCGUCUGCAACCCGCUCAAGAAGCCGCACUACCCCAAGGACUGGACGCCGGAGAACUGCGCCUUCACGACGCAGCACGGCACCCCCGAGGAGGCGCAGCGCGUCGGCCCGGACCCCGUGACGGCGAGCCCGCUGGGCUUCAUGAACGGCGGGCUGCAGGUGGUCAACCCGUCGAAGCGGCUCUUCCGGCAGAUCGUGCAGCACAUGGAGCAGGGGGCGAUGGACAUGGACUUUGCGGACCAGAGCCUGCUGUCGGAGCUGUACCGCGGGCGGUGGGUGCCGCUGCCGUACGUGUACAACGCGCUCAAGACGCUGCGGUGGGAGGGGGUACACGACGAGAUCUGGAGGGACGCGGAGGUGAAGAAUGUGCAUUAUAUCCUGGCGCCGAAGCCGUGGGACGAGGUGGAUGCGGAGGGCAACUGGACUGGCAAGGAGGAGAGUCAUCGGUGGUGGGUCGAUUUUAACAAUGAUCGCAAGGCGUCGGAGAGGGCUAUUGGGGUUCAUGACGGGUUUUGA
Molecule: messenger RNA, 1062 nt
Organism: Colletotrichum aenigma
Lineage: Eukaryota; Fungi; Ascomycota; Sordariomycetes; Glomerellales; Glomerellaceae
Gene: GOLS1
Product: Galactinol synthase 1
Exons: 2
Coding region: 1-1062 (353 amino acids)
Molecular function (GO): glycosyltransferase activity
Source: RefSeq, a predicted model, not a curated record